Messenger RNA from Petromyzon marinus (sea lamprey), 1875 nucleotides. Lineage: Eukaryota; Metazoa; Chordata; Hyperoartia; Petromyzontiformes; Petromyzontidae. The record is from RefSeq and is a predicted model, not a curated record.
CAGGGAACGGCUCCUUGACGCCCACGGGGAAGGGAGAUGGACAACCUGUGGUGGUCGUCCACCAGCCCUCGCUGCCUCCACAGUGCGGGAUUACAGGCAGCCACCAUCACCACGACCACCACCACCCGUCUGGUCGCGCUGUCAUUGCCCCCUAGACGGUGCGAUGCUGCGAUGACGCUUCGUGGUGUAAUCGAGCACCCCUCCUCCACACCCCGCAUCCACCUCGCCUCCACCCACCCACUCGUCCUGCCUCGCUGCAAACCUCCACCGCGUGUCUCUCGCCCACGACUCGUGACCACCUCCUCCCACGCACACACAGCCGGGAGAGCGAAGCUGAGGCUAGGACUGGGGGUGGAACUGCGUAGACGGGGUGGGUGUGGAGCUACCCCCCCCCCUCCCCCGUAUAAAACGUGGAGGGAUUCCACUUCAUUGUCAAAUCCUCUUCCUCUCGGACGUCCAAGCCCACCGGGAGCUCGCAGUGUCACUCCUGGGCCACCUCCAGCCUCGCCCGCUCCCGCCGCCAUGGGCCAGUGGACCUUCGAGCUGUGCGGCUGCUUCGAGAACUGCAGCCUGUGCCUGCUCACGUGGCUGGCCCCGUGCGUGACGGCCGGACACAACGCCGAGGACACGGGCCAGGGCAGCUUCAUCGCCUGCUGCGUUGUCUAUCCCUUUGCUGGGUGGUGGUUCACCGCUCAGAGCCGCAAGAAGACGCGGGAGAUGCGCGGGAUCGAUGGCUCGUUCGGCGAGGACCUGCUGCUCGCCUGCUUCCUGCCGUGGUGCACGAUGGUCCAGAUCGCGCGGGAGCUCAGAGACGCCCCGGCUCCACAAACCAUGCAGAGGUCGUAGACACCCAGCAGCACCGGCGCCCUGCAUCAACACCCUGGAGCCAGCCGAGAGCACCCAGCAUCAUCUCACUCCCAACAUCAUCUCACUCCCAACAUAAUCUCUAUCCCAGCAUCAUCUCACUCCCAACAUCAUCUCACUCCCAGCAUCAUCUCACUCCCAACAUCAUCUCACUCCCAACAUCAUCUCACUCCCAGCAUCAUCUCACUCCCAACAUCAUCUCACUCCCAACAUCAUCUCACUCCCAACAUCAUCUCACUCCCAGCAUCAUCUCACUCCCAACAUCAUCUCACUCCCAACAUCAUCUCACUCCCAACAUCAUCUCUAUCCCAACAUCAUCUCACUCCCAACAUCAUCUCACUCCCAACAUCUCACUCCCAACAUCAUCUCACUCCCAGUAUCAUCUCACUCCCAACAUCAUCUCUAUCCCAGCACCCGCCAGCACUUAACAGCCUGGAUCAUCUCACCCCCUACAUCUCACUCCCAGCAUUACCUUACCCGCCGAGAUCCUGGGUUCAAUCCGGGAUGUCAGCGCCCCUCCCAAGUGCACUCACUGCGUUGAACUUCUCUCGCACCGCACGCAGCCACCCGUGCGGGGGAAGGACAGCAAAAUUAGCAAACUAAACAGAUUUAAUGGGGUUCUCAAUUAAAGUAAGAUGAUGGUGUAUAUAUAUAAUUAUACCUCAAUUACAGUACAUAUAUAUGAUAAUUGCAGUCUAUAUAACGUAUGUCAUCUUGAUUGACGUGUGGCGAGCGAUCUCAUCGUAGAGUGUGGCGAAUUCUGCCUCUGGUCGUGUCAAGAGUAAAAUGCUACUUGCAGAUUGUUUUUCGUGGGGAGGGGGGGCGUUGCUCUGUGAGAUUUCCAGAUGGAGUCCUCAUCACAUCUGGGUGCCGAUCACGCGGUGCUCACGAACUGUGCCAAUAAAACACUGCCUGUGGCUCAUGGUUGCCUCAUGUUCGUUAUUUGUGCACGCCUUGAGAUGGUCGCGGAAUGUGCUGUUAGCGAGGAGCACCUUUGAAUGCCGACACGGA